AUGGAUUCUAAUACACCGUUAUUGAGCUCUACCAGAGCUGGUGUUCGUCAUUCGACUUCGGCUUUGGCUAACUGUGCUGAAGUAUCGAAGAUAGUGUUUUAUUCAUCGCCUGUGAAUUAUUUGUUGGUAUUUGUUCCGUUGGGUUUGCUAUUCGGAUAUGGAGGCUUUUCUUCAACCUGGGUAUUUAUCUUGAACUUCAUGUCCAUCAUUCCACUAGCCGCCAUUCUAGCUUUUGCUACUGAGCAACUUUCAGACAAGGCUGGUAGUACGAUUGGUGGGCUAUUGAACGCUACCCUUGGUAAUGCGGUUGAAUUGAUUGUUUCCGUUAUUGCCUUGAAGGAGGGUCAAAUUAGAAUUGUGCAAGCAUCUAUGCUUGGCUCAAUUCUUUCGAAUUUGUUGUUGGUGUUGGGUUUCUGCUUUGUAUGUGGUGGCUACAACAGGACGCAACAGAAAUUCAACCAAACCGCUGCACAAACAAUGAGCUCAUUGUUGGCGAUUUCGAGUGCAUCACUAUUGAUUCCAGCAGCGUUCAAGGCUACGUUGCCAGAUGACAAAAAGAGCGUACAUUUUGUCGAUGCUAAAAUCCUGUCGUUGUCGAGAGCAACUUCUAUUGUGCUAUUGAUAGUGUACGUAUUAUUCUUGGUCUUCCAGCUCGGUUCGCAUCGUGAGAUGUUUGAACAACAAAACGAAGAAACAGAAGAGGUUUUACACAACCAAGAACAACGUGACCUAGUCGGCGAAAGCAUGAGCAUCACAUCGUCCUUGGUAAUUUUGACCAUCACUACAGUGCUAGUGUCUAUUUGUGCUGACUUCCUAGUUGGUACCAUCGAUGACAUUGUAGCCAGUUCCGGUUUAUCCAAGACUUUUAUCGGUUUAAUUGUUAUCCCAAUUGUCGGUAACGCUGCAGAACAUGUCACCAGUGUGAUUGUGGCUAUGAAGGACAAGAUGGAUUUGGCUUUGAGUGUGGCCAUCGGGUCUUCUCUACAAAUUUCCCUUUUCGUGACUCCGUUCAUGGUUCUUGUUGGAUGGGCUAUUGACGUCCCAAUGACAUUGAACUUUGCUACGUUCGAAACAGUCAUCAUGUUGAUCUCCGUCUUCCUAUCAAACUACUUGAUCCUAGACGGUGAAUCCAACUGGAUGGAAGGUUCCAUGUCGCUAGCUAUGUACGUUCUAGUGGCAUUGGCCUUCUUCUUCUACCCAGACGAACAAGCAGUCAAAUAA
Kluyveromyces marxianus DMKU3-1042 is the source of this 1221-nucleotide messenger RNA. RefSeq names its product Vcx1p (gene VCX1). Bases 1 to 1221 code for a protein of 406 amino acids. NCBI's taxonomy places the organism in Eukaryota, Fungi, Ascomycota, Saccharomycetes, Saccharomycetales, Saccharomycetaceae. Gene Ontology annotation, molecular function: calcium:proton antiporter activity. Gene Ontology annotation, biological process: calcium ion transmembrane transport; intracellular calcium ion homeostasis. Gene Ontology annotation, cellular component: fungal-type vacuole membrane. The transcript has a single exon. The record is from RefSeq and is a predicted model, not a curated record.